Daphnia pulicaria is the source of this 2370-nucleotide messenger RNA. RefSeq lists its product as uncharacterized. Lineage: Eukaryota; Metazoa; Arthropoda; Branchiopoda; Diplostraca; Daphniidae. Bases 358 to 2337 code for a protein of 659 amino acids. The transcript is spliced from 11 exons. The record is from RefSeq and is a predicted model, not a curated record.
ACGCUGCGCACUGCUGGAAAAACGCAGACACCGGGGCGUCUCCAGUAUAUGCCGGGGCUCUCUUCUCUCAGCACUAUGUAGCACUGCUAUACAGGUGGGCGUUGGAUUCACAGACAGUUGCGGGCCCGAGCGCGCGCACCGCCUUCUACAUGCAGCAGGUGCCGCCUGGAACACAAACGCUUGGUCAGUUGAUCGCUCGACGCUCAGCACGAUAGAACUCCUGGUGUUGUCGUUAUCUCUUCACUUUUCAAACAGCAACACACAUUCUUAUACAACUAGAUACUACACAGUGGAAAGAAGAAGACUCGAUCAAGUGCGAUAUUACUUUAUCUGUGGUUUUGUGUUGUUCAACUGGAAAUGCCAAGCUCCAUUGGCAACGACGAAAGGAGCGCUUCUUCUAUCAUCAUCAAAAGUGAUUCCGGCGCGGGCAUGACGAAUUGUUCCGUCCGUCAUCCAACGAUGCCGCUCCUUCGACGACGAAUUGUAGGACUAAUCAUAAUCAUAACGACACUUUUCAACGCUGCCGUGGGCACGAUCGCCACAACCGACAAUGUCGUCGCCGCACACACUAAGCCGCCGUCUCAUCCUUUCAUGAAUGUCGAAACCAGUUGUAGCGGCGAUUCCCUGCUCAUCAUGGCCAGUCUUCAGGAACCGUUUUUCGGAUUAAUUUACGCCAAUGGAUUCGCUACCAGCCCUUCGUGUCGGGCGGAAGGCACCGGCAGCCGCCUGCUCCGGCUGGCUCUCAAUUCCUCCGAAUGUGGAAUCCAUUUUAUUCAGUCAGAGGAUGGAUCGAGACAGUUGGAAUUGUCGCUGUAUUUGCAGUACGACUACCACGUUCAACAGGCCGUUGAUGAGAAGAUGACGACCCGCUGUCGGCUACAGACUUCUGAAAAAUCGAGUACAGAGUCACCGGUGACGCAACCACCGUCGAGUCUGCAGCAGCGGCACUCGGCCAUUUUCUCUUUGCUCGAGAAGAGCGGACGGAGAAACGAGGCCGGCCCGCCGGCCACGACCAUCAAGAACGCGCUUCUGCCGUUCCGUCCCCUGAUGAAUAACUCGUUGACCCCAACAACUUCUUCGCCUGGAAAGCUUUCGGGUCUUCCUUUAACCUCCUAUCAAGCCAAAAAAUUGGAAAUGAAUAGAGACAGCAGCAAGACGCCGUCUGCGUCUCCUAGUAUGGUUUUGAGCGGGGCCCUCAAACUUUUACCGGCGCCCAAACAGCGCGACCAAAUCACCUGCUGGAUGGACAUCGUGGCCGGGACAGAUCCAACCGGAAACCCGGUCGAAGGCUACCUACGCGUCGGCCAAGAAGCCACUGUUGUCGUCCGAGUUCGACAAACCGUUGGCUUGGACACGCGGCUAACCAGUUGUGUGGCUCACGACGGUUCUCACGAAUCUCAGCAAGAAUUAUUGGAUUCAGACGGUUGCAGUUUGGACACUUCCAUUUUACCCAAUGUCCAGGAGAGGAUCAUCAACCGCUCGGGCUCGAUCAUUAAGUUGUUGUACGCCAAUUUCCAAGCCUUCCGAUUUCCUGACCGCGAUCAUCUUCACCUCAAAUGUACCGUCGUCGUCUGCAAGGGCAAAUGCCUCAUGAACCCGUGCAAUUUGAUCCGGCGGAAAGGGAGAGCAACAAAUUCCAGCAAAGUUACAGAAGGAAAAGGCUUCGGCCAACUCGGAUCCAUACGUCAAUUGAGUGCCCAGGAAAUGUCGGAAGCCGCUACCCGUCCGUCACGAGGGAGAAACAGUGAUCGAUCGCUCAGUACUUUUACUGAUUCGAAAUCUAGACUCAGAUCUGGAUCACUACGUAGCAGCAAUCUGACAUUAGCAAUCAACAGUAUUCCGAAUUACGGCGCCAUUAUCGACAAAGUGGACGUUUUUAAUAGCGUCGAAAUUCGUGUGGCCACUUCGACCAAAAAUACUGAUGAUGCAAUUAGAGGAUACACGUCCAAGUCCAUUUCGGACGAGGACUUUUCAGACGGUUCAUCCGAGGAAGCAAUUUUCUGUCUGACGCCAUCAAAAUUGUUUAUGGCGUUCGGAAUACUCUUCGCCGUGUUGAUAUCCGCCAUGCUAUUUGCCGUGUGCGUUUGCAUCCGCAUCAAGACGAGUAAGAAUAACCAAAAGAACCAACAACAACAACAGCAGCAACAACAAAGGCACAAUCCGUAUUCAGCGUCAUCACCACCGCGGUUUCUCAGCUCAUCACCUUGUCCCCCAACGCAGGCAUACAAUCCAGCUUGUAUGCGCCAUCCAGGCAGUUUCAACAGCCGACAUCAACUGCAAUUGAAUUUCAACCGGCAUCAAAAUUCUGCUGCACCUUACAUGCGUGUUUUUAAAUAGAAUAAUUUUUAAAACACCCGCGCCCCUUUCGCA